Rangifer tarandus platyrhynchus (Svalbard reindeer) is the source of this 3114-nucleotide messenger RNA. NCBI's taxonomy places the organism in Eukaryota, Metazoa, Chordata, Mammalia, Artiodactyla, Cervidae. The record is from the annotation of a GenBank genome assembly.
AUGGGCUUUGCCCUGGAGCGCUUCGCCGAAUCGGUGGACCCAGAUUUCCAGUGCAGAGUGUGCGGCCAGGUGCUGGAGGAGCCCCUGUGCACGCCGUGCGGGCACGUCUUCUGCGCCGGCUGUCUGCGGCCCUGGGCGGCGCGGCGGCGCCGGUGCCCGCUGCAGUGCCGGCCCCUGGCGCCGGGCGAGCUGUACCGGGUGCUGCCUCUGCGCAGCCUCGUCCAAAAGCUGCGGAUCCAGUGCGACUACCGCCCCCGCGGCUGCGGCCGCUCCGUGCAGCUGAGCGAGCUGGCGGCGCACGUCGAACGCUGCGACUUCGGCCCUGCCCGCCGCCGCCACCGGGGCAGCGCUUCCCGGCCGGACGGCCCAGGCAGUGGGGACCGGUCGGUGCGGGGGAGCUGCCGCUCAGCGCCCGGGAUCCGCCGCGGCGGGGGCGGGGGCGCACGCGGGGGGUCGCCGGGCGUCAGCGGCCGGAGCUGUAGGGCGCCCGGGCCUCGAGUCUGGAGGCGACGCGAGAAGGCUCUGCUAGCGCAGCUCUGGGAGCUGCGGGGCGAGGUGCGGCUCACCGCCCGCAGGUACCAGGAGAAGUUGACCCAGUACAUGGCUCACGUCCGCAACUUCGUCAGGGACCUGGGUGGCGGCCACGACCUGGAAGGAGAACAUAAGCCACUCACUAUUGUAUUAGAAAGAGAAAAUGACACUUUGGGAUUCAAUAUUAUAGGAGGUCGACCAAAUCAGAAUAAUCAAGAAGAAACACCAAUGGAAGGCAUUUAUGUUUCAAAAAUUUUGAAAAAUGGACCUGCUGAUAGAGCAGAUGGCCUGGAAAUUCAUGACAAAAUCAUUGAGGUCAAUGGGAAGGAUCUCUCAAAGGCUACCCAUGAAGAGGCAGUGGAAGCUUUUCGAAAUGCCAAGGAACCUAUCGUGGUCCAGGUGCUAAGGCGAACGCCUCUCAGUAAACCAGCCUAUGGGACAGCCCCAGAAGUGCGACUCAUGAAUGCCAGCACUCAGACAGACAUCACCUUUGAACACAUAAUGGCCCUGGCCAAACUUAGGCCACCCACCCCUCCAGUGCCCGACAUCUGUCCAUUCCUGCUCUCAGACAGCUGCCAUUCUCUCCAUCCAAUGGAGCAUGAAUUUUAUGAGGACAAUGAGUAUCUUUCCAGCUUACCCGCUGAUGCAGACAGAACAGAGGACUUUGAAUAUGAGGAGGUCGAGUUGUGUCGUGUUAGCAGUCAAGAGAAGCUGGGCCUGACAGUCUGUUACCGAACGGAUGAUGAAGAAGACACCGGCAUUUAUGUCAGCGAGGUAGAUCCAAACAGCAUUGCUGCCAAAGAUGGCCGAAUUCGAGAAGGGGAUCGUAUUUUGCAAAUAAAUGGGGAAGACGUCCAGGAUCGCGAGGCGGCAGUGGCCCAGCUGUCUAGCGAUGAGUGCAGGAGAAUCCUGCUGCUGGUUGCAAGGCCAGAGAGUCAGGUGGAUGAAGGCUGGCUGGAAGAUGAAAGGAAUGAAUUCUUAGAGGAGUUAAACUUGGCGAUGUUGGAAGAACAGCAUAAUGAAGCAAUGCCGCGCCCUGCCGAUGAGGUGGAGCAGCCAAAAAAACAAGAAGAAGAAGAAGGCACAACAGAUACAGCAACAUCCUCAUCCAACAACCAUGAGAAGGACAGUGGAGUGGGGCGCACAGAUGAAAGCUUGCGGAAUGACGAGAGCUCAGAGCAGGAGAAUGCAACCGAGGAUCCCAAUGGCACAUCUCUGAAAAGCAAAAGAGAGCUGGGGCAGAGCCAAGACACUCUGGGAAGCGUUGAACUUCAGUGCAAUGAGAGUUUUGUGUCUGGCGAAUACAUUGACUCAGACUGUAUUGGCAACCAAGAUGAGGAGUGUGAAAGAUUUCGGCAGCUCUUGGAGCUCAAAUGCAAGAUAAGGAAGCGUGGGGAGUAUGACCUGUAUUACUCAAGCAGCACAAUAGAAUGUAAUCAGGGAGGACGAGAGGGAGUGGAGCACGAACUGCAGUUGCUUAAUGAAGAACUGAGAAACAUUGAACUUGAGUGCCAAACUAUCAUGCAGGCUCACAGGCUCCAGAAAGUGACAGACCAGUAUGGAGAUAUCUGGGCAUUGCAUGAUGGAGGAUUCCGAAGUUAUAACACCAGCAUAGACACCCAGAGGGGAAAACUAGAUGACAUCCUUGAACACCCAGAAAAGUCAGACAAAGACAGUUCCAGUGCUUACAACACAGCUGAAAGUUGCAGAAGCACUCCACUCACUGUGGACCGUUCCCCUGACAGUUCCCUUCCAAGAGUGAUCAGCCUCACCAAUAAGAAAAACCUGAGAAGCACAAUGGCAGCCAACCAGUCCUCUUCCGGACAGAGCACUAAAGAGUCAACCUGCACCAAAGCCAAAACCUCUGAACAAGGCUGUGUCAUUGAAGGCAAAGAGAAGACUUCAGAAAGCAGCAAGCUUUCUGAUCCAGAGAAAACCAGCAGUGAACACAUCCCUUAUCUCUCCCCUUACCACAGCUCCUCCUAUAGAUGUGCAAACAUCCCAGCACACGCCAGGCAUUAUCAAAGCUACAUGCAGUUAAUUCAACAGAAGUCCGCAGUCGAGUACGCUCAGAGUCAGCUCAGCUUGGUGAGCGUGUGCAAGGAGUCUCAGAAGUGCUCAGAACCCAAGAUGGAAUGGAAGGUGAAAAUCAGGAGCGAUGGGACGCGGUACAUCACCAAGAGACCCGUGCGGGACCGCAUUCUAAAGGAGCGUGCCUUAAAGAUCAAGGAGGAACGGAGUGGCAUGACCACGGACGAUGACACCAUGAGCGAGAUGAAGAUGGGGCGCUACUGGAGCAAAGAGGAGAGGAAGCAACACUUGGUACGGGCGAAGGAGCAGCGGCGUCGCCGAGAGUUCAUGAUGCGGAGCCGGCUGGAGUGUCUCAAGGAGAGUCCCCAGAGCGGCAGUGAGGCCAAGAAGGAGGUCAGCAUCAUUGAACUGAGUCACAAAAAGAUGAUGAAGAAGAGAAACAAGAAAAUUUUGGACAACUGGAUGACAAUCCAAGAACUGAUGACCCAUGGGGCCAAGUCCCCUGAUGGUACACAAGUUCCUAAUGCCUUUUUGUCUGUCACCACGGUAUGA